AUGGAUAUCGAUAGCAACGAUAUUGUUGCAAAACAAACAAAGAGAAAAGAUUACCGUAAUGAUGAUUGUACAAACGAUAUGGAUAUAGUUACAGAGAAGAAACAAAAAAUAGAUGUACUCGAUCAAAUAAAACUAGCUGUACAGUUAUGUUUUGAAAAUACAAAGAAAGAGAAAGCUGCUCAACAGGAGGAGGUCUACAGUCAACUGUUUAAAAGAUCGAUCGACGCACACUCUGAAAAUGGUGAAACUAUCGAUGGCGUUUUUUUCAUGUUGGAAUCACACGCCAAAACCACAAACACUAUAACUGUGGGUUCCAUACCGUUUAACGUGACAAUCGAUAUCUAUAUCAAUAUUCUAAAGAGUUUAAUCGAUGAAACAACACUAGUGGUAGACAUAACAAAACCUAUUGCAAAUAUUCAACUAUGGCAAUGUAUAUCGUAUCAAUCGAAAAUUAGUCUAUUAUACAGAUCGAUGGAGUUAAUUGGCAAAUACCCGAUAUUACAAACAUCUCUGAUACCUUUGGUCAUACAAUUAUAUAAUCAAUACAAUAAUGAAAUCAGUGAAUAUAGAGAUCUAUUAAGAAAUAUAAUCGCUAGCUAUAUUCAAAGUGAUAGCUAUAGUUUACAAAUGGUAUUUAUUUCUAUCAUUUCACAAAUCAUUAAAAACAAUCCAUCGGCUUAUCAAUAUGUCGACGAUAUCACGUCAUCGCUGACAGAGAUGGUUCAACAUAGUCUAGAGACAGAUGGAUAUGAAUCAUUGGAACUGUUGAAACAAUUCAUCAUAGUUAUAACGAGAUGUGAUAUAGAUUCACCUGAACUAGUAGUAAGCUUGGUUGAUACUUUACUUAAAUAUCCUCUGAACGAUGAAGAGAGUUUUGAUAGAUUAAAAAUCUUUAUUUUCGAUAUGUUAACAUCACAAACAUUAGAGACAAAAUCUGUUGUAUUGUUUAAUGAUACCGUAUCAACUUUUCUUAAUACAAAAGAAAAUCUAACAACACCGAAAGCAAUACAGUUGCUACAAGAGUAUUACAGAUUAAUGUUUGUUUGGGCAUCUUAUAUCCCUGAGAAUUUCGAUAUAGAAGCAUGGAAAUUGACUAGUGGUGAUUUAGAGAGUUCCGAUAAACAAAAGAGUUCACUUUCAUCUUUAGAUAAUAUCGGCGCGUAUGGUGAUGCUGUGCUUCUUUAUCAAGAGUUUAUCAAGUAUUGGAAUAACGCAAUGCUACCAUGCAACCAGGAUCAAUGGCAACUAAUAAUGAAUGUAUCUCAAAUAUUCUUAAUCAUCUACGAACAUGUACAUAAUUUAGUUGGACCAAAUGUAUAUAAACAAAUUUUAAAAGUAUUUAAAGAUACUACAUAUCCACCGAUUAUAAAGUUUAAUUUCGUCGCAUUGAUGUCACAGAUGAUGAAUGACAAUCGAAAUGAUGACGAGAUGUCAGAGUUGUUCUUGGAUGCUAUGUUGAGUGAAAAUGUCGUUGAGGUGGUGGUGCAGUCACGUCUUCUCAAAGCGAUUUCCGAUGCUUUUGCCGAUCGACGACCAGAGGUGUUGGAAAUGUACAAACCACGAUUGUUCCAAUACAUAGAGCCAUACUUUAAGUGGGAUCAACAUCCCGAUAACAUAGAGGGUGCCAUCAGUGUACUCACCGGUAUUAUCGAUAUCAUCCCAGACAACGACGAGAAAGUGUUCUUCCUACGUGACCAAUAUCUACCUUUGUUCUUAAAGUUACUGGAACAUAGUUUUAGUAAUAAUAAUAAUAACAACGAUAACAAUAACAAUAAUAUUCAUGGAUCAAAUAUAAAAGGUAGAGUAAUCGAAGCAAUAAGUAUGCUAUCUCUAUCUUUAAAGAACGAUAGUUCUUUCGAUGUCUAUGUAUUAAAAACAUUGGAUCUCUUUUCGAAUGAAGAUAUAUCGGUGGAUACUAGAUUCUCGGAUUUCUAUUUGAGAGCGUUGGUGCGUUUUGCUCAGAGGUUGGAGUCGAGAUUCGAACCUUAUCUACCGUUGACCAUUAGACAUAUAAUGAAGAUUUUGACAUACGAUUUGGAUCCCGCCAAUCAUGUCAAGGUGCGAGAUAUCAACAUCGGUGUUGAAUCUACUUCCGGUGCUGGGAUGGUGCACUCAUUUGGAGAUCAAUCCCUACUUGGAUACUCUCAGUACAUGGAGCUUCAUUGUAUAAUCACCUCUAGACUAGAAAAGUCUAUUCAAAUUGAACCACAUCCUGACAUUGAACAAAUCAAACAUGGUUUAUCAACCACUGUCUUGUCUGAUUAG
Heterostelium album PN500 is the source of this 2265-nucleotide messenger RNA. RefSeq lists its product as uncharacterized. The transcript has 9 exons. NCBI's taxonomy places the organism in Eukaryota, Evosea, Eumycetozoa, Acytosteliales, Acytosteliaceae. The coding region runs from base 1 to 2265 and encodes 754 amino acids. The record is from RefSeq and is a predicted model, not a curated record.